UGGACGAUGAAAAAUUGGCAUCGUUAACGACAUCGAUCGAUCAAGUUAAUAAAAAGCGGAGCUGUCGGUGCGCCCCCGGCAGACGCGCACGCUGGCUCCUCCCCUCACCCUUCGCUCUUACCCCCAAUCUCUCUAACCCACCGCCUCUCUUCCACGACAAACAUGGCCGCUAAAUCGGAUGGAGCGGCGGCGUCUUUGCCGAGCGAAACCCCGUCGCGGUGUCUGCCCAGCCCGGAGCAAUGCCCGCCCCGGUUCCAGCAUGCCAGACGGCACUAUUCGCUCCUGGAUUGCUGCUGGGUCCUCUGCGCCCUCAUGGUCUUCUUCACGGACGGCGCAACCGACCUGUGGCUGGCCGCGGACUACUACCUGAGGCGGGACUACGGCUGGUUCGUUCUGACGCUGGCCUUCGUGGUGGUCCCCUCUACGGUGGUGCAGGUGUUGAGUUUCAGGUGGUUCAUCUACGAUUACUCGGAGAUGGACGGCGGCGGAGACGGAGGCGCCCCGGCCGCCGAGGCCGUCGGCACGGAUGUGCCCGGCGGAGGUGAUUUCAGUACCAGGGACAGCGUGCGACGGGGCGCGGGCGGCGCUGCGGGGGACGACACACUGCCCGGCGUCGGCGGCGCUUCGAACCGGCCGUCGAGCUGCUGCAGAGCCUGCAUGUGGAUCUUUCAGAGCGUCGUGCACAUCUUACAGCUGGGGCAGGUCUGGAGGUACCUGCACGCGCUGUACUUGGGCGCCCAGAGUCGCUGGCGGGGGGGCCGUGAGCGACAGCACUUCUACCUGCGCAUGCUGUUCGAGAGCGCAGACGUCAGUAUGCUGCGUCUGCUGGAGAGUUUCCUGAAGAGCGCCCCCCAGCUGGUGCUGCAGCUUAGCAUCAUGGUGCACAGCCAGCGCGUCCUGCCCCUGCAGGGCCUGUCAGCCUCGGCCUCCCUGGUGUCUCUGGCCUGGAUGAUGGCCUCCUACCAGAAGGUGCUCCGUGACUCUCGGGACGACAAAGCGCCUAUGUCCUACAAGGCAGCGGUGGUGCAGAUGCUGUGGCACCUAUUCUCCAUCGGAGCCCGGGCAGCCGCCUUUGCCCUCUUCGCCUCCGUGUUUCAGCUCUACUUUGGCAUCUUCGUGGUGGCGCACUGGUGCCUCAUGACCUUCUGGAUCAUCCAGGGUGAGACGGACUUCUGCAUGUCCAAGUGGGAGGAGAUCGUCUACAACAUGAUGGUGGGCAUCGUCUAUGUGUUCUGCUGGUUCAAUGUGCGUGAGGGCGGUGCCCGCUGCCGGCUGCUCACCUACUGCACCGUGGAGCUGGCGGAGAAUGCGGCACUCACCGCACUCUGGUACCUGCACCGCGGCCCGUUCACCUCGGACUUCUGCGCCCUGCUGGUGCUCUGCGUGGUGGCCUGCAGCCAAGCCCUAGGGACCUUCUUCAUGCUGGUCUACUACUGCCUGUUGCAUCCUGAUGGCCACGCCCAAUGGGGUUGCAUCCGUGGUGGGGCAGAUGAAUCUUGCGACACCACACCCCAGUUGGGGGUGGAGACUGCUAUAACACCGGCCCCGCCCCCGGACGUGAUUGCCAGGAGCCCCCCUAGAACCCUUCCGAGGACUACGGGGGCGGAGGGCGGGGAUAAGGAUGGUGUGCUGCCCAUCUUUCAGGUGCGGCCCGGUCCAGCCCCCUGUGCCCCAGCAGCUCUCCAUACACCCCGAAUGGAGGGGCCCGUCAUCCGGAUUGACCUCCCCAGGAAGAAGUACCCAGCCUGGGACGCGCACUUCAUUGACCGCAGGUUGCGCAAAACCAUCCUGAUGCUGGAGAGCACGUCGCCCUCUACCCCCCGUCUGCAGUAUCGCAGCCUGACUUCCCCAAAGGAAGUGACCGAGUAUGAGACCACCGUGUGAUCGUCUCCCAAGGGCGUCUUGCACUCACACUCGCUCACCAGAGUCACGGCAGGGUAAUCGUGCUCAUGUACGCUACCCCCAAUGAUCCACGCAUGAAGGGGCCGUCUCACUCCCUGCUGGUACCCACAAGCGUGCAGCAGAGGACCCAGAUGGGGAAAAAUAAAAGGUCAAAGGUAAAAGGUUGAGGAUCAACUUCCAAGGAAAGCCCACUGAUCAAUACUCAGAGGGACUAAGGUCAGAACCCUAGAGAUGGGGUCACGGGGGGCAGUCACGUCAGGGGACAAUGUUUGGACUUUCAGCAGGGACCUCACAUGGGUCUCAGACCCCCAAAGAGCAAAUGGGACAUUGUGGCAGCAUUGAUCAGGCCACAAACACACUAUUCAGAUGUCAUGUGUUAGCCCGUGUGAUUGGCUCAGAUUUGUUAUUUGAUUUUACUUUGUUGCAAUCUUUAUUACAUUGUUUACAUGUACCUAUUUAUAUUUGAUUUUCUAUUAUUUUUUACCCUGUGGAAAUGUGAUAGAUAUGACAUUAUUAUGGUAUGGCUAUUAUAUAUACAUAUGAUUUAUUUAUUGUAUGUAUAUAUUGGAAGGAUGUUUGUUCGUUUGUUUGCUUGCUUGUUUUUGGGUUAGACGUUAGAUACUGAAGGCAGGAAGCAGAGAAACAGGUAUGUUUGAAUAAAGGAAGAUAGAACUGUGUGAAAAAUGUAGUUGGAGAAAUAUCACAGUAAAACAGGCUGAGAGGACAGCCUUCGAAGCAGAAUAAGCAUGUGUGGACCCUCUGUGAAAUAGCAAAAUUAGCCACCCAGCUUGGGGAGGGACAGUGACUCAGUGAGAAGUGGUGUUACCCUGCAGCUUCAGGUUGUGGUUUUGGGUUUGAAUCCUAAGCUUGCUGUGUGUAUGUGUGUCUGUGUG
Molecule: messenger RNA, 2795 nt
Organism: Brienomyrus brachyistius
Lineage: Eukaryota; Metazoa; Chordata; Actinopteri; Osteoglossiformes; Mormyridae
Product: XK-related protein 7-like
Exons: 3
Coding region: 163-1884 (573 amino acids)
Biological process (GO): engulfment of apoptotic cell; apoptotic process involved in development; phosphatidylserine exposure on apoptotic cell surface
Cellular component (GO): plasma membrane
Source: RefSeq, a predicted model, not a curated record